GUCAGAGUGCAAGAAAGAGAGACAAACACAGGAGAGAAGAAAAUGAUGGAAAAAGAGAGAGAAGGAAAAAGAAAUGGUCCACCCUUCAUUGCAGACAUAUCAGUAUUACCAGAGGGAUGCAUAUCGGACAUAGUUUCACUUUCAUUGACGACUCCUAAGGAUGCUUGCAGAGUGUGUGCGGUUUCUCCUAUAUUCCGUGCGGCUGCAGAGUCCAACGCUGUCUGGGAGAGGUUCUUGCCGUCCGAUUAUCAAGCCAUCAUUGCUCGAUCAUCAUCAUCAUCGGAUUCCUUGAAUUUGUGUUCUAAGAAAAAGAUCUACCUGAGUCUCUCCGAUAAUCCCAUCCUAAUUGACGACUCUAAAAAGAGCAUUUUCUUGGACAAAUCAAGUGGUAAGAAAUCUUACCUACUUGCUGCAAGGGAGCUGUGCAUUAUAUGGAGUGGCUCUCCUCAGUAUUGGAACUGGAUUUCUCUACCUGAAGAAUCCAGGUUCCCAGAGGUAGCUGAACUUUUAGAUGUGUGUUGGCUUGAUAUCUGUGGCAAGAUGAGUACUUCCAUGCUGUCUCCGAAAACAAACUAUGCUGCUUACCUUGUGUACAAGUUGACAGAGGGAGCCUAUGGAUUUGAUCGCAUUCCUCCAACGGUUUCAGUUGGAACUACUGAAGAAGGCGAAGUUUGUAUGGAAACUGGUUUUUUGGGUCAGAUUGUAUCGCCACAGCAGCAGCAGCAGCACACUUCGCAUCCAAGUCAGAGAAAAGAUGGAUGGUUAGAGUUUAAGUUGGGUGAGUAUUUCAAUGAGGAAGGAAAAGAUUAUGAACUGCGGAUUAGACUUUUGGAGGGACAUUCUCGUCAGUGGAAGAGGGGCCUCAUUGUUGAAGGGAUCGAGAUCAGGCCAACAACCGAGUUAGUAAAAUUUAUGCUUUUAUUAGCACUAAGUGACAUUGAUGAUACACUAAAUUGCAAUUCUAUCGAACUUGAUAUUGGUCCCAAGCCAAUUGGAUGA
Messenger RNA from Quercus lobata, 999 nucleotides. RefSeq names its product putative F-box protein PP2-B12. Bases 43 to 999 code for a protein of 318 amino acids. Lineage: Eukaryota; Viridiplantae; Streptophyta; Magnoliopsida; Fagales; Fagaceae. The record is from RefSeq and is a predicted model, not a curated record. The transcript is spliced from 3 exons. Gene Ontology annotation, molecular function: protein binding.